Molecule: messenger RNA, 2611 nt
Organism: Musa acuminata subsp. malaccensis (wild Malaysian banana)
Lineage: Eukaryota; Viridiplantae; Streptophyta; Magnoliopsida; Zingiberales; Musaceae
Product: DEAD-box ATP-dependent RNA helicase 24
Molecular function (GO): ATP binding; RNA helicase activity; RNA binding
Source: RefSeq, a predicted model, not a curated record
CUCCCUUCGACUUGGUUGAUGCCUUGUCUCUCUUCCCCCUUCCCAUUGCUCUCACAAUCCCCGAAUCCAAACCCUUGUUAGGGUUUCCACCUCUCUCACCAAAUCCCGUAUAUCGACCUUGGAUUCCUCCCUCCUUCCCUAUCUCCGGCUCCAGGAUCCGAACCGUAGUCCCUUUUUUCUCUUUCUCCUCGAUCUCGCGAUCGCCAUGUCGAAGCGGAAGUUUGGCUUCGAAGGAUUCGGCGUCAACCGCCCCGCCACCUACAACUUUGAGCGCACAUCGGCACCGCAGCGCCUUUACGUCCCACCUUCCUCUCGCGGCGGCGGCCACGACAACCAUGAGGACGCCGACCUUGACAAUAUCGACUACGACCAGCCCGACUUCCCCGAGCGGUCGUCCCCCGCCGGUGACGACGGAGAGAUUGACCCACUCGACGCCUUCAUGGAGGGGAUCCAGGAGGAGAUCCGGGCGCCGCCUCCUGCCUCUGUGAAUCCUAAGGACAAGGACGACAAGUACAAGGACGACGAUGAGGACGACCCGGUCGAGAGCUUCUUGCGGUCCAAGAAGGACACUGGAUUGACUCUGGCGUCGGAGGCUCUUCACGCCGGGUAUGACUCUGACGAGGAGGUGUAUGCAGCGGCGAAGGCGGUUGAUUUGGGUAUGGUUGAAUAUGAUUCAGACGAUAACCCGAUUGUAGUGGACAAGAGGAAGAUCGAGCCAAUUCCAGCAUUAGAUCAUGGCACCAUUGAUUAUGAGCCGUUUAACAAGGACUUUUAUGAGGAGCAACCGUCGAUCUCAGGAAUGAACGAGCAAGAAGUUGAAGAAUAUCGGAAAGGUUUAGCCAUACGGGUUUCAGGUUUUGAUGUACCAAAGCCAAUCAAACUCUUUGAAGAAUGUGGGUUUUCUCCUGCACUAAUGGGUGCUAUCACAAAGCAGGGCUAUGAGAAACCAACAACAAUACAGUGUCAGGCUCUGCCCAUUGUACUUUCUGGUAGAGAUGUUAUUGGCAUUGCAAAAACAGGCUCUGGUAAAACUGCUGCAUUUGUUCUUCCUAUGAUUGUUCAUAUUAUGGAUCAGCCUGAACUUGACAAAGGAGAAGGUCCAAUAGGCGUAAUAUGUGCCCCUACUAGAGAAUUAGCACAUCAGAUUUAUCUAGAAGCUAAGAAGUUUGCAAAACCAUAUGGAAUACGAGUUGGAGCUGUGUAUGGUGGUGUCUCCAAACUUGACCAAUUCAAAGAACUCAAAGCAGGUUGUGAAGUAGUUGUUGCCACACCAGGAAGAUUGAUAGACUUGCUGAAGAUGAAGGCCCUUACAAUGCUUAGGGCAACUUAUCUUGUGCUAGAUGAAGCUGAUCGGAUGUUUGAUCUUGGCUUUGAGCCACAAAUACGAUCUAUUGUUGGUCAAAUUAGACCAGAUCGUCAAACUUUACUUUUUUCUGCCACUAUGCCUUACAAAGUUGAACGUUUAGCAAGAGAAAUUCUCUCUGAUCCUGUAAGGGUUACAGUUGGUGAGGUAGGAACGGCAAAUGAGGACAUUACGCAAGUUGUUAAUGUAAUUUCUUCUGAUGCUGAGAAGAUGCCUUGGCUUUUAGAAAAACUACCUGGAAUGAUUGAUGAUGGGGAUGUUCUUGUAUUUGCUUCGAAGAAAGGUACAGUGGAUGAGAUUGAAAGCCAGUUGAUUCCGAAUGGAUUUAAAAUUGCAGCCCUUCACGGUGACAAGGACCAGGCCUCCCGCAUGGACAUUUUACAGAAGUUUAAAUCGGGAAUUUACCAUGUCCUUGUUGCAACUGAUGUUGCUGCCCGUGGGCUUGAUAUAAAGUCAAUUAAAUCAGUUGUUAAUUUUGAUAUUGCCAGAGAUAUGGACAUGCACGUCCAUCGUAUUGGUCGAACAGGCCGUGCUGGGGAUAAAGAUGGGACUGCAUACACACUUAUCACACAUAAGGAAGCACGUUUUGCUGGUGAAUUAGUCAACAGCUUGAUAGCUGCUGGUCAAGAUGUCCCUGCUGAGCUAAUGGAUCUUGCUAUGAAGGAUGGGAGGUUCAGGGCCAAACGUGAUGCAAGAAAAGGUUCUGGUGGAAAGAAGGGGGGACGCAGAGGAAAAGGUGGCAAUGGAAGUGGGAGAGGUGUACGUGGUGUUGAUUUUGGGCUUGGUAUCGGCUACAAUCCUGAUACAGCAAAUGCAGCAACAUCUCAUUCUGUUCCAAGCAGAUCUGCUGCUGUUAAUUCACUGAGAACAGGGAUGAUGGCACAGUUCAAAAGCAAUUUUGUUGCUGCCUCUUCUAAUUCUGAGGGUAACACAUCCUCUACCACAAGACCAUCUUUAUCUGGUUUUGUCUCUGGUGGUUCGAUUGGUGGGGAGGCAUACAAAGCACAGUCGCUUACUACUUUCAUUCCUGCCACUAAGAAUGAAGGAAGCAGAAUCGAGAAUGGGAACCAGAAGAACUCUGAAAGUGUGAGAGAUAGACCUCGAGAAAGGAAGCGGCCUUCUGGGUGGGAUCGUUAAUGUUUUUCUAAUGUAUGGAUACAUGUUUUCUAUAAAUUGUUAAUCUUUGUCAUGUUACAUCACGAUCAAUCUAUACCUAAUGUAUUUAUGGCAAUGUGUUUGCUUCUUCUA